AUGAGAUUUGAAGAUUAUUUUUCAUUUCAAAUUUUUUUCAUCUUUUUAAGGGAGUCCCUGGAAAUUGUGAUUAUUGUUUCUAUUCUGUUAACAAUAGUCAGGCAGGCACUUUCAGGCCAUGAUAAGAAUUCAGUUCAGGAUGAAACGGCCAUAGAUAACCACAAUAUUAAUGUAGGCUCUUCUGGUCUGUCGAUGACUCCAGAGACCACUCCGAUGAUUGAUAAUCAUUUAACGGUAGAAGAAGAAGAGGAAGAAUUCGAAACUGCGAACACAGAAGGUCAAGAUAUUCAACCUGGUGAUUCUUCAAAACUUUAUUCGAAAUUGAAGGUUCAAAUCAUUUCUGGGGGUGCGUUAGGUCUAUUGUUAUGUUUACUUAUUGGUGGUUCAUUCAUAACAAUUUUCUAUCAUAUUGGUUCUGAUCUUUGGUCAGUAAGUGAACAUUAUUAUGAAGGGAUUUUGAGUAUUGUUGCCUCUUUGAUUAUAUCAGUUAUGGGUUUAUUCUUUUUAAGGAUGGGUAAACUUAGAGAGAAAUUUAGAAUUAAAUUGGCUUCUAUCAUUUAUUCUGAUCGCGGGAAGAUGCUUAAGAAUAAUACAGAUAAUGCAGUUAAAUUUAGUGAAAAAUAUGCAUUUUUCAUUCUUCCGUUCGUUACAACUUUAAGAGAAGGAUUAGAAGCAGUUGUUUUUAUCGGUGGUGUUGGUAUCGAUCAACCAUUAUCUUCAAUUCCAUUAUCAAUGCUUUUGGCUGUUUGUGUUAGUGGUAUCUUUGGUUAUUAUUUCUUCAAAUAUUCCAGCUCUCUAUCAUUAAAAAUUUGUUUAGUUGUAACGACUUGUUUUCUAUACUUAAUUGCAUCAGGAUUAUUUUCUAAAGGUGUAUGGCAAUUGGAAGUCCAAGAUUAUGUUAACAAAUGUAAUGGUCAAGAUAUGACUGAAGUUGGUAAUGGUCCAGGGUCUUAUGAUAUAGUACGUUCUAUAUGGCAUGUUAAUUGUUGUAAUGGUGAAAAAGAUGGUGGAUGGAUGAUUUUAACCGCUAUUUUUGGAUGGACUAAUAGCGCAACCUAUGGUUCUGUUAUUAGUUACAAUAUAUAUUGGAUUUUAUUAAUCGGUGCAUUAAAAUUAUUAACCAUUGAAGAACAAUAUGGUUAUAUUCCAUUCUUACCAGUAAAAUUUCAAAAGAAGAGAAUAUCAAAGAGAAUGGCUAUAUCAAAGGCAUCUAUCAAUUUGAGAGAAAAUACAACCAUUUAUCAACCACCAAGCUCAGAAUCAACUAGAAAUUCAAAGGAUAGUGAAACACCACUAAUUGAACAUGGGAAUAUCAAUAAUAUUUCUACUCAUGGUGCAACUUAG
Molecule: messenger RNA, 1344 nt
Organism: Maudiozyma saulgeensis
Lineage: Eukaryota; Fungi; Ascomycota; Saccharomycetes; Saccharomycetales; Saccharomycetaceae
Source: the annotation of a GenBank genome assembly